AUGGCUCAACCCGACUUCAACGUCCUGAGGGCUUCCAUGACAAACACAGCCAACGGACUUAGAACCGCAGCCACGGAGAUGGACACCGCAACCACCGAAAUGGAUAAGAUACAAAACAUGGCAGCGGUCAAUAUUGCUGAGCAACUCAAUCAGAUUCUGGUACAAAUAGCUCAGAUGGACCAGAACAUGGCUCAAAUAAGGCAAGACAUGGCACGAAUGGAGCAGAACAUCCUUCAACAGCUAUCACGCUCGGAGAUGAACCAUCUUGCCCGUCUCUUCAAUUCACGCGUAGCUGAUGAGAGUCACCGCCUGGAACCACUGUACGGUACCGACAAUGAACUGAUUGAGGGUUUUCCUCACACAAGUGCGGACAUUAACGCACUAGAUGCUGCACGUAUAGAAUCCCUGCUCCAAGAACUAGGAUUGCCGGUGAACGGCAGACUGGAUGCCAAAAAGAAGAGGUUCCGUCGUCACAUUGGGCUCAUGAUAUUAUGA
Molecule: messenger RNA, 495 nt
Organism: Morchella importuna
Lineage: Eukaryota; Fungi; Ascomycota; Pezizomycetes; Pezizales; Morchellaceae
Exons: 3
Coding region: 1-495 (164 amino acids)
Source: RefSeq, a predicted model, not a curated record